This is a messenger RNA of Astyanax mexicanus (Mexican tetra), 3289 nucleotides long. It is a transcript of the gene cdh18a, whose product is annotated as cadherin 18, type 2a. The record is from RefSeq and is a predicted model, not a curated record. NCBI's taxonomy places the organism in Eukaryota, Metazoa, Chordata, Actinopteri, Characiformes, Acestrorhamphidae. Gene Ontology annotation, molecular function: calcium ion binding; cadherin binding. Gene Ontology annotation, biological process: multicellular organism development; homophilic cell-cell adhesion; calcium-dependent cell-cell adhesion. Gene Ontology annotation, cellular component: plasma membrane; catenin complex; adherens junction. Bases 489 to 2969 code for a protein of 826 amino acids. The transcript has 12 exons.
GGAUGGUUCUGGGGAGGACUGCGAGCAGCAGCACACACACACACACACAUAUACAUACACACACACUCACUCACACACACACAAGCAAACACACACACGCACACACACAUGCGUACACUCGCUCGUGGGUACACUAACCCACACUCUCGCUCUCUCGCUCUUUCACUCACACGAGGAAAAUGUGGAGGAUAGCUGGCUAUGGUUCUUUUUACUGCACAGCUUUGUCACCUUUUAAGGAUAAAAGCUCAAGAUGUUUUAUGGCUGUUUUCCCUUGCCUCUGGUGAGUCCCCGGUGGAAGUCUUCUCUGAGUCGAGUCUUCUCACCCCCUCCCCUCGCUGCCGUGGCUCCAGGAUGUGAAUGCUCCUCUCCGGCUCUCUCUGGACGGCUCGUUUUAAAUCAUGAACUCGCAGCGUGCUGAGCUGGGCGGCCGGGCCUGACCUGCGAUCGGAGGCGCCUGCGGUUGGCACGCCCGCGGGUCACUCUUUAACAUGAGAGCGGCCGGCGGCGGCGCAGCCUGCCUGAGCUCCCUGCUGCUGCUGCUGUGCCUCUUCGCGCUCCAGGCGGGUCUCGGGACCCUGUCUCCGGCUGGUCCCGCCCUAAUCCCGCGCUCCCACAACCUGACCAAACCCACUGAGGGUUCUGUACGGACAGCACGGGCCCGCAACUUGACAAGACACCCCCCUGAGGGAGAGAAGGACCCCCAUCACCGGCCCAAGAGGGGCUGGGUGUGGAAUCAGUUUUUCGUUUUGGAAGAGCACAUCGGACCUGAAGCACAACAUGUCGGAAAGUUGCAUUCCAAUUCAGAUAAGGGCGACGGCUCAGUCCGGUACCUCCUCAGCGGAGAAGGCGCCGGCACCAUCUUCACCAUUAAUGAGGUGACCGGAGACAUCCACGCCGCCAAGAGCCUGGACCGCGAGAAAAAAAGCCACUACGUUCUCCACGCUCGCGCUAUCGAUCGCUUCACCAACAAGGCCGUGGAGCCCGAGUCCGAGUUCAUCAUCAAGGUUCAGGACGUGAACGACAACGCCCCCACCUUCCCCGAUGGGCCCUUCGCUGCAGCUGUACCAGAAAUGUCAGACAUCGGAACGUCAGUUUUCCAGAUCACUGCCACGGACGCCGAUGACCCCACAUAUGGCAACAGUGCUAGGAUUGUCUACAGCAUCUUACAAGGGCAGCCCUACUUCACUGUCGACCCCAAAACCGGCAUCAUCAGGACAGCGCUGGCCAACAUGGACAGAGAAACCAGGGAAAUGUACUCCAUCAUCAUCCAAGCCAAAGACAUGGCCGGCUCAGUGGGGGGGCUGUCAGGAUCCACCACCAUCAACAUCACCCUGACUGACGUCAACGACAAUCCGCCCAGAUUUCCUCAAAAGAACUACCAGCUGUACGUGCCGGAGUCUGCUCAAGUUGGAAAAGCUGUGGGGAAAAUCAAAGCCAAUGACGACGACCUGGGUAUCAACGGUGAGAUGGCGUACAGAAUCACCAAUGAGGAAGGAGCGCUCAUGUUCGACAUCUCCGCCGAUAGCGACAAAAGGGAAGGGGUCAUCUCUCUCAAAAAGCCACUGGACUAUGAGAAGAAGAAGGCCUACUCAUUAAGCAUAGAGGGCGUCAACACGCACCUGGACCCCCGGUUCUCCCACCUGGGCCCAUUCAAAGACACCACCACCUUGAAGAUCAUCGUGGGGGACGUGGACGAAGCUCCUGUGUUCACCAUGGAUUACUACAUCAUGGACGUGUACGAGAACGCUCCAGCCGGAACAGAUGUCGGGAUGGUCACGGCUCAAGACCCCGACAAUGCCCGGGGCAAAGUUAGGUAUUCCAUUGACAGCAGUGCGAACGGAGAGGCACUUUUCAACAUCGAUGCCAACAGUGGACUCAUUAAAACCACCGCAAGCCUGGAUCGGGAGGCAGUAGCCUGGCACAACAUCACUGUUAAAGCUUCAGAGGUUGACAAUCCAAAGCUGGUCAGCUAUGUUCCGGUCACUGUCCAAGUCCUGGACGUCAACGACAACACGCCAUACAUUCCUACUGACCAAGACAUCAUUGUGUGUGAGAGUUCAAAACCAGGCCAGGUAAUCCAGACCAUCAGGGCUACAGACAAGGACAACUUUGCCAACGGCCGUUUUACCUUUGCUCUGCCAGCAGACCUGCCAGCCAACCCGAAUUUCACCCUGAAGGACAAUGAAGACAGCAGUGCAAGCAUCAUUUCCCGGCGGUGGGGUUUCAGUCAGGCCGAGCAGGAGCUGCACCAGCUGGCGGUGGUGGUAUGGGAUGGAGGGGAACCUCAGCUCAGCAGCACCAGCACCCUGACGCUGAGGGUCUGCCCGUGCCGGAGGGGUCUCAGAGCGCCGGUGUGCCAGCCGCAAGCCUUCUUCUCCUCGGCGGGACUCAGCACGGGAGCGCUCAUCGCCAUCCUGCUCUGCAUCCUCAUCCUGCUGGCCAUCGUGGUGCUGUUCGUGACCCUGAGGAGCAAGAAGAUCAAAAAGGAGGCGCUCAUCAUCUCCGAAGAGGACAUUAGAGAAAACGUGGUGACGUACGACGACGAGGGCGGAGGCGAGGAGGACACGGAGGCGUUCGACAUCGCAGCCCUCAGGAAUCCCUCGGCGGCCGGCGGGGAGGUCCGCAGGAGGAGAGGGGAGCCUCACGCGGAGGUCUGGGUGGGGGCAGGGGCGGUGGGCGGAGACAGUCUGAGCCCGUCCCUGACCCUGCCCAGCCAGGACAUCCACGAUGUGAUUCAGCUGAAGGUGUUGGAGGCGGAUCAGGACACCAGCGGACCUCCGUACGAUUCCCUCCAAACGUACGCUUACGAAGGGCAGGGGUCUCCCUCGGGCUCCAUCAGCUCCCUAGACCUCCCCGGACCUCCGUCAGAGCCGGAACCCCCCGAGCCGGACGACUGGGGCGACCGGGGGCACGAGGUGAGCACGCUGGCCAGACUUUUCCAGGAGAGAGGCGGCCAGUGCACCCUAUAGUGGCGGCGCAAUCUUUAAAUCCACCCCGAGCGAACCUUGUUCUCGUUCCCUUCAUCAUUGUGCAGAUGACAGAGCACAGAAGGCUGUUUUUUUGCUGUGGGAUUAUUUUGACAAUUUUUUUGUUUUUUACUGGGUUCUACUAGUGGAGGAACGUAUAUUGUUUUUUUUUCUUUUUCUCUCAGAAGAACGUACGUUGUUUUUCUGUUCGGUUUUAUUUCAUUUAUUUUUUGAAGAUAAAAAAAAAAGAAUAAAACUGAGAAGAAAAAAAAAACAAGGACCAACAAAGGAGACUAUUUUCCCUGGUGUAUAUUUUAUAUUUG